This is a messenger RNA of Rotaria sp. Silwood2, 1287 nucleotides long. NCBI's taxonomy places the organism in Eukaryota, Metazoa, Rotifera, Eurotatoria, Philodinida, Philodinidae. The record is from the annotation of a GenBank genome assembly.
AUGAAAAGUAUAUCUCUUUUCAACUCUCUGUCAAUUCAUUUUGUAGACGAAGAAAUAAAUGAACAUACUGAAGUAAUGAACGAUCAAGAAUUCGAAAAGAGAACACCAGUAGAAGAACAUUUUGAAUGGUCUGCAGAGUCGAUAUCUUCAACCGAAGAAACUUACUAUGAAAAAUGUCAACACUACUAUAAUAUAACACAUACACCACUCAUAUCUGUAUCUGACAACAUUUUUGACGACAAUACUGAAUUAACAUCAGCAUCAUUAGUGUUUACUAUUGAUGAAGAUUCGAAGGAGUUUGAUGCAAAAACGUUUUUCAAAAAAAUUUGCGAUCUCUUCAAUAUUAAUGAUAUUGUUGUUAGUAAAAUGCAGCAAGGUUGUAUUAAAAUAGUGUUUGAUUUUGUUAAAAACCUUGGUUCUGAACCCAUAAUAAUUCAAGUCAAGGCUCUAUAUUAUGCACUUACCGAUAAAAUCAAAGAAGAAUUAGCUAAGUUAAAAGUUUUCUUCAUGUUUAUGGGUGAUCUUAAAUCAUUAGAUAGUAAGCAAACGUUUCGCUUUGACAUGACUCUAUAUCCAAAAUUUAAUCAUUUAUAUUUCCCAAAUCAAACAUUUUGGACUGGUAUCACUCCGGAUGGAUUGGAUCGGGGUAAUCAGGCAUAUUAUUGUCCUACUGGAUGGAAAAGAUAUUCGUUUUAUGUUACGGAAGAUUUUUAUACAAAGUUUAAAGGAUGGUGUAUAUGUUAUCAUGGUACGAAAUUUUCUCAUGGUCUCUCGAUUUUAUUGAGUGGAUUAGCACCAGCAAAUAUAGCAGUAUAUGGUCCAGGAAUAUAUGCAACUCCAUCAAUUACUUAUGCGUGUCAUCCAAGAUAUUCUGAAGUGAAAAAAAUAGAAUCUUCACAUGAAAGAGCAUUUUUCAAAAAUGGAAAUUAUAUCCAAUUUGUAUUGCAAUGUCGUGUUCAUCCAAAAGAUAUGAUAAAAAUUGAUUAUGAAACAUUGAAGGCUUCUGGCUCUAAAAUUGAUUCCAACAUAGAUAACAGCGUUAUCGAAUGGGUUAUCAAUGCACAAGGAAAACCUUUAAUGGAUUUUAAUGAUCCAAAGUCUACUAUUAUUUGUACAGGUAUAAUGGUACGCAUUACAGACAAUCAUCCUGGCUUAUUAUCUGAGUCACAAUGGUGGUAUGAAUCACAUUUAUGUAAUAAGAAGACAUGUUGUCUUGUGGGUAUGGAGCUUGAUGAGUUGAAAAGACAAAAAGAGAAUGGUGUUGAAUGUAACAUUAUCGUUGAUUAA